AUGUUAUGGAUGUGUACUAACCAGUACGGCCUCAUCACUGGACGGACCCUUUUUCCCAGCAUGGGCGCAUUCAAUAGUUUAGAGUUUACGGAUAAUCUUCACUCCGUUUAUAUAGGAGAUAUAUGGGGAUAUGGCUUUUGUUUGCCAUUCUUUGUAUUUGGCUUAUUAAAUGUCGAGAAUAUAACCUACCUACAAUUAAUGAAAAAUCCGGCCAUACUAGUGAAUGCUUUAUUAAACACAAGCGCCGGCAUCAUUAUCGGAUUCAACACUACCACACUGACCCUGCACAUUAUCGCUAAAUAUGGGGUAUGCUUUGGUCUGGGCAUUAGUGCUAUACUCGUGGGCACAUUUGCACAGGCAUCUCGCGAAAAAAUUCAUGGGGUAAUAGGUUGCGCGUCCACCACAUCCAUACUCUCAUCCCUAUUCACUAUAUUUGAAUCAUUGGGCGAUUUUAUUGGUCCUUUUAUUGGUGGAUCAGUUAUGAACGCUGUUGGUUAUAACUGGGCUACAGUGCCGUUAUGUGUGUUUCAAGCAGCGCUGAAAUAA
Molecule: messenger RNA, 546 nt
Organism: Oppiella nova
Lineage: Eukaryota; Metazoa; Arthropoda; Arachnida; Sarcoptiformes; Oppiidae
Source: the annotation of a GenBank genome assembly